ACUCGUCUGACACCGGCUCCGGCCGCCCAGCGACCUUCCUCCCGGCCUCGGACGCCCACUGCGCAGGCCCGCAGGUGCCGCCGCGCUCCCACCCAGCAUGGGGCUGCCUCGCCGGGCUGGGGACGCUGCGGAGCUGCGCAAGACCCUGAAGCCGCUUCUGGAGAAGCGCCGACGUGCGCGCAUCAACGAGAGCCUCAGCCAGCUCAAGGGGCUCAUCCUGCCGCUGCUGGGCAGGGAGAACUCCCGCUACUCGAAGCUGGAGAAGGCGGACAUCCUGGAAAUGACCGUGCGCUUCCUGCAGGAGCUCCCUGCGUCUUCCCGCCCCGCGGCAGCGCCCACGCCCUCCGACAGCUACCGCGACGGCUACAGCGCCUGCGUGGCGAGCCUGGCCUGCGUGCUGCCCGCCUGCCGCGUCCUGGAGCCCGCCGUGACUGUGCGCCUGCUGGAGCACCUGCGACGGAGAGCGGCGGGCACCACCCCCGACUGCCGGCGCGCAGGGGACUCCGGGGGCCCGCCCUCGCCCGCCCGGCCGCCCACGCCCCCACCCGCGUCCUCACCGCCUGCGCCUCUCUGCGGCCCGGGCCUCUGGCGGCCGUGGUAG
Molecule: messenger RNA, 601 nt
Organism: Microcebus murinus (gray mouse lemur)
Lineage: Eukaryota; Metazoa; Chordata; Mammalia; Primates; Cheirogaleidae
Gene: HES2
Product: hes family bHLH transcription factor 2
Biological process (GO): regulation of DNA-templated transcription
Molecular function (GO): DNA binding; protein dimerization activity
Source: RefSeq, a predicted model, not a curated record